Molecule: messenger RNA, 2305 nt
Organism: Nannospalax galili (Upper Galilee mountains blind mole rat)
Lineage: Eukaryota; Metazoa; Chordata; Mammalia; Rodentia; Spalacidae
Gene: Fbxo9
Product: F-box protein 9
Exons: 13
Coding region: 523-1830 (435 amino acids)
Biological process (GO): SCF-dependent proteasomal ubiquitin-dependent protein catabolic process
Cellular component (GO): SCF ubiquitin ligase complex
Molecular function (GO): protein binding
Source: RefSeq, a predicted model, not a curated record
AGUUAAAGCACUUUGUGUUAAAGCCUGCUCCCGUCUUCUCUGGUGUUCCCUGGGCCGAGGUGGGAUGCGUGGGGCCCCGCGGCCUCGCCCAACCUGGUGCUGCUACGAACACAGUAGGCCCAAGGCCUUAUCACGCGGCCUGGGACGGCGAGCAGCGCGCGGCGGGCUGCAGAGCGCAUGUGCGGUACGGCGGCGCAGGCUCUGCAGCAGAGCAGGCAGCUCCGCAACCGCGUCGGACGUCUUUCGCCUGGCCGCCCUCCCCUCUCCGGUACUCGGCAUCCGCUGGCCGCCGUCGCCCCUCCGCAGUCCGAGUCCCCGCCUGCAGCAGCGCGCCUGGCCCCGGCCCCCUGCCCUGUGAAGAUGGCUGCCGUACGCCGGGCCCGCAGUUAUUGCCGCUGCCUGGUGCGCUUCUCCGACCGAGAACUCUGCUAAGUCCCGCUACAGCGGACGGGCAGGAGUAGACGGCCGGCAGCCUCGGGAGCGGGGCACCGAGAGCCUCGGCCUGGGCCGCCGCCCGCCAACAUGGCAGAGGCUGAGGAAGAUUGUCAUUCUGAUUCUGUCAGAACAGAUGAGGAGAGUGAGAGUCCUGCUGAAACAGACCUGCAGACACAGCUCCAGAUGUUCCGAGCUCAGUGGAUGUUUGAGCUUGCCCCGGGUGUAGGUUCCAGCAGUUUAGAAACUCGACCUUGCAGAGCAGGAAGAGGCCCCAUACUGAAAGCCGCUGCAGACACCAAAGGAAUACAGGAACUGGCAAAGGAAGAAAAGGCCCGGGAACUCUUCCUAAAAGCAGUAGAAGAAGAACAAAAUGGAGCUCUCUAUGAAGCCAUCAAGUUUUAUCGUAGGGCUAUGCAACUUGUACCUGAUAUAGAGUUCAAGAUUACUUAUACCCGGUCUCCAGAUGGUGAUGGCGUUGGAAACAGCUACAUUGAAGAUAACGAUGAUGAUAACCAGAUGGCAGAUCUCUUGUCCUACUUUCAGCAGCAGCUCACAUUUCAGGAAUCUGUGCUCAAACUGUGUCAGCCUGAGCUGGAGAGCAGUCAGACCCACAUAUCAGUGCUGCCGAUGGAGGUCCUGAUGUACAUCUUCAGAUGGGUGGUAUCAAGUGACCUGGACCUUAGAUCCUUAGAACAGUUGUCACUGGUAUGCAGAGGAUUCUACAUCUGUGCCAGAGACCCUGAAAUAUGGCGUCUAGCCUGCUUGAAAGUCUGGGGCAGAAGCUGUGUGAAACUUACUCCAUACUCUUCCUGGAGAGAGAUGUUUUUAGAACGGCCUCGUGUUCGCUUUGAUGGAGUAUAUAUCAGUAAAACCACAUACAUUCGUCAGGGAGAGCAGUCUCUUGAUGGUUUCUAUAGAGCCUGGCACCAAGUGGAAUAUUACAGGUAUAUAAGAUUCUUUCCUGAUGGCCAUGUGAUGAUGUUGACGACCCCUGAGGAGCCUCAGUGCAUUGUUCCCCGUUUAAGAACUAGGAAUACCAGGACGGAUGCAAUUCUGCUGGGUCAUUAUCGUUUGUCACAAGAUGCAGAUAAUCAGACCAAAGUAUUUGCUGUAAUAACUAAGAGAAAAGAAGAAAAGCCACUUGACUACAAAUACAGAUAUUUUCGUCGUGUCCCUGUACAAGAAGCAGAUCACAGUUUUCAUGUGGGGCUUCAACUGUGUUCCAGUGGUCACCAGAGGUUCAACAAACUCGUUUGGAUUCAUCAUUCCUGUCACAUUACUUACAAAUCAACUGGUGAGACUGCAGUCAGUGCUUUCGAGAUUGACAAGAUGUACACCCCCUUGUUCUUCUCCAGAGUGAGGAGUUACACUGCCUUCUCAGAAAGACCACUGUAGAGCCUCUCGUCUGGUCCUCUGUCACUGUUGCAUGAACAAAAGCACAUAGCGCAAGAGUACCUAAGUAAUAAAUGUGUGUAUAUAUGGAAUUGGAACUUAUUUUAAAUUGUUGGAAUUCCUUUAAGAAGAGUAUAAAUUAUUUUUUUUUUAUUUAAAGGGAUAGUUGAUUCUUGGGAUAUUUUGUUUUGAAAUUAUAAGUUGUUUAAGAACAUUUAUGUUGUGGAAAAACCUUAAUAGGAGGUUUAAAUCAUUUUCAAGCAAAUUUCUGAGCAGAUUUCUGUCACAUAAGUCACCUUCUGCCUGAACAUCGUCAUAGUCCAUGCAUCAGGGGCCUCACUGGAUAAAUAUCAUAAUUCCCGCAUGAGCUAGUGUCUUUGCACUGAAGACUCAAAAUGUGAAAACCUGUUCUGGAUUUGUUUGAAAUUGUUCAAUAAAGAUCAUAAGUAAAUGUUUCUUUGGAAACAUAAGUAAAGUA